AAAUGAAGUUAGUCAACCAUCUCUCGUCGGGUCGGGUUAAAGUGACAUAGAGAAAUGCGAAACUUUCAUUAAGAUUGCGCGCUGCACGGUGUCAAGUGCGAUUAUAAGCAACUUUGUGGCAGGGCGCGCGGUGAGAGCGCGGCCCGGUUGCGACCGGUCGGCCCCUCCAGCGGCGUACGCGCACACGCCGCUCUGCGCCGCCGACGUCGCGACGCUCGCUCGCUGCGCACCCGUGUGCGCUACACACUUACCACCGCGAUUCCCGGAUUUUCUUCGCUAAUGUGUGAAGUCUGACCGACAAGUGAUUCGGAACGUUGUUGAGUGAUAUUCUGAAAUUUACAUUUGGAACAAGAAAUAGGAUUCGAGUCUGAGAGCGGUGUUCGAUAACAGCGCCGUCGCGCGUUGUACGCGGCAUGGCAGCGGACGUGGUUGGCGAGGACUUUGUCACCAUAGUUCCAGUGGGCGAGAGUCGGCCCGCUCCCAAGGAGUCUCCAGAGUCAAGAAGUACUUUUGUCACCGUGUUGACGGUGGGAGCAGCGGCGGGCGCGGCGGAUGUGGUCGUGCGCCGGCCGCGAGGCGCGCGCCUUGGGCUAGGACUCAAGUUUGAAGGAGGAUCUGCUGCAGCGGAAAAGGUCAGAAGACUUCUAGUUCAGUCAUGCGCCGAAGACAGCCCAGCAGCUAACGCUAUCGCACCAUGGGGUAAACUAAUACCGGGUGACGAAAUACUUGCGAUCGAUGGCAUCUCCGUCGCAGAAUUGACUAGAAUAGACUGUGUUCGCAGACUAAAAGAUUCUGACGAAAAGCUGACCUUACUCGUACGACACUUUGAAACCACGAACGAAUCUGAAAAAGAUAUGACAAUGGUGGACUCGAUAGCAUCAGGCAAACAACCGAUAGAAAUAACAAGACCUACAACUUUGCCGCCACCAGUUCCACCAAGAAAAUUGGGCAAGAAAAACUCAUUUAAAGACAAACCAACUCUUCAAACUGUUGGUGAACAGAAUGCAAUUUUGUACACUGGGGGACAUGACAAAGACAAUAUAAUAAAUGGACAACAGAAUGGAGCUACUUCUAAUUUCACAAAAUUAUCAAGAAAAUCUUCUUUUGAUAGCCAUAUACAUCGGCAAGGCAAAGAGGGAAUAGCUUACUUAAAAAAAGGUUCCCCGGAAGAAGCUAGACGCCUUGUGCGUCGUCUGUCCGACGGUAAAACAAUGCCUCCAGAUGCCGAGGUCUACAUAGACUUACUUUCAACAGAAUGGGAACGCUGUCUAGCACUCGCAGAUGCAGAGUCAGAUGAUACAGGCAGUUCAAUCUCAACGGUGGUAGACCGACUGGGAUCUAUGGCUAACUCUGUAGAAAACAGUAUUCCGUCCACUCCUACUAUGCAACCGAAGACCAUAGAUAUACAAAAAGUCUUAAACUGCAUUGAAAACAUUGAUUCUAAUAUUUUAAACGAUAUAUCAAGUACGAGGUUCCUAGAAAAGGACAAAUUCGAUAUUAAGGAAGAAUCUAAAUUCAACGAUAAAAAUGCAAAUAUCAAAAGUUUUAGUAACCACGAGACUUUGAGACAAAUUACUCAGUUGUCAGAUGAUACGACUACACCGGUUAAAAAACUUGAGUCUAAUGAUAAAAAUAACAACAACACUAUUCUCCACAGUACUGUAGAACACAGUGAAACCUGUAAGACGACAGAAAAAAUGGAAAUCAAGACUGAAACCAUAGUUGAAAAGCCUAAACCAAUGCCAAGAAAUACUAAAAUUGAGCGUUCUGUGAGUGAAAAGAAGCCGAGACCUAUUCCUAUUCCAGAAAUUCCUCCGCCGCCAGUACUGGAGCCACUUUUAACACCAACAAAGAAAAAUUGUAUCGAAACGUGGUUGCAACGAUCCGAAGCCGAGAUGAAAAAUAAGCCACCUGUAAAAAUGGAAGAGGCUCCACCGCCUGAAGCCUUACCUCGAUUGAUAGACUUUGUUCCCAAGACCCAUUAUAAAGAAUGUGGCACCGACUCGGCGCCAUCGCUGCCGAGACCGACCACGGCGCCGCCGCCGCCGCCUCCACCGGCGGACCCACGGGAGGACGGCUCCGGCGCUUCUCUCGACACCAUUGGCGACUUCGACGAGAGCUGCGAUGUCACUGAUAAUGCAAAACCAGCCGUAAUAGAAAACGAAACACGCGAUCGAAAAUCAACAUUCGACAGCAGCUUUUGGGAAGAUCGGGUCAAUAAAAGCGAUGCCGAAGACAAAAGUCUCUCUAAUGAUGAGACUCCCCUGCCGACGUGCCCUCGGCAGCCACCCGAUGGGGUAGAAACGCCAGCGGACGCCGUAGAGAAUGCUCCCGAGCUUCCGUCACGGCUACCACCCCGACUACCCGCCGGCUGGCCAACCACGCGCACCCGCUACUCAUACACUUCGAGGACGCAGGAUGCGAGAAGUGAAGCCAGUGUGAAAGACAAGAUAGCUAUGUUUUCAAAUGAUCGUGCUCCUUCAUCAGAUCAAUUGGAUAGCUGUGGGACUUUACCAAAAAAUUUAACAGUCCCCAGAAAAAGCACGACGUCGUACACAAACACCUACAACGAAGUCUCAUCUCUGGAUAGACGAUUGACCAAGUCUCAAGAUAAUCUCGAUGAAGUACCAAGGUCAUAUAAAAGACAUUCGGAGCGUCCAGAGGUACUAGGAGCCAUAGAAAGCAAGGUUAGGACGUCGAGUAAGGAAACUGCUCAAACCUUGAGUCCUCGACCAAUGGACAAUAAACCUCUGUUUUAUGGCAGUACAACUACUUUACCAUCGAAUGUAGAAAAAACGUUUAGCCAGCCAGUGUAUCAUGCUCGCAGUAUAAGUGAUGACAAUGGUGAUAAAAGUGUACACAAAUCCAAUCUAGAAUAUUUAAUUGAACAAAGAAAAAAAUCUUUGUCUAAGCUCAGGGGGUUGGUAAUACCUGAAGUGCAAUCGCCAAUAGUAGAUUUACCUGAAAUUAAAGUGCAGGAUAAUAUAUCGAAAUCGUUUAUAUACAAGUCAAAUCUGAAUACGAGUAUAAGCAAUAAGGAGACCACAACAAGUCACAAGAAGAUAAUUGAUUUAAAUGAAAGUAAUUGGAAAACGAAUCUUUUACCAAAUAAUCUACCCAAGUAUUCACCAGCUUUUAAAAGAAAGUCUUUACAGGUGUAUACACCUUCUUCAUUGUCGAAAGAGUCUACGCCUGAAAGGAAAUUCAACGAAAAAGUCGAUGCUCUUAAUAAGCUUAAUAGUAAAACUUUUGCACCAAGACCUGCUCGGACAACAUCUGAUGUAAAAAAUGGAACGUUACCGGCUAAAUUCUCUAUGAUCAAUCUUAAUAAGGGCUCCAGUACCGACUACAAAUCCAUUUUGAACAAUAAUCGGGAUUACAAAAAUGUCGAAAUAAAAAUAUGUACUGCCACUGAAAUCGUAGAUAGUGAUAAUGAUUCUGCCAUGAGCUCAACACAAUCUAGCUACCGGUCGUCAGCAUCAUCACCUUUACACAAUUUAGACAGCAUAGAGUCCGAUAGCUCUCGCCUUUCACCUAGAAUAUCACAUUAUACGACAUACUCACUAGUAAAAGCUGAAAUUCCUGCAAAAUCAGUAAUUUCAGAAAAAACCUGCGAGGAAUACGUUAAACGUAAUGUAUGUCGCUCGGUAUCAUCUGAUACAAAUGUUUCACUCAGUUCUUCAGCGGGAUCGGCAGCUACUUCAGGGUCGCAAGCUAGUUGCAGCUCUUUAGAAAGUUCUGUUGCUGACUCAGAUAAAAGAAAAGUUUCGAAAUCCUGUAAUAUAGAUACCAUCAACAGGCGAAAUAUUUUGGCUUCGGCUAAAUGUAGGAGCGGUCGCGAUGCUACGCUGAAGUCACCCGUAGUGGAAACAAAGUUUUCGCACGAGUCGUACGAGAAAUCACCCAGCCCAACGCGCAAUGCGUCUGAGCGCCUUUCUACACUCACGUCUUCCGUGAGUGCUAUUUCGAAUAAAGGCGAUACCAGACGUCGCAAUAAGGUGAUCGCUGAAACUGAUUCUGACAGCGACCAAGAGGUGAACGUGCGACAAAGAAAAGCUGACUUUAAGAAUUCCAGACUUAAGAGAAAUUCGAGUUCAGCGAAUAAGACCAAGCCGAGCGAAGUUGUCGUAGAAACAGCAAAAGUCGAAGAUCCGCCUAAAGUGAUUUCAGAAACCAUAAUUAAAGAAAUAAAAAAAUCGGGCCUUAACAGCUUUAAUAAUGAUAAUAAUAAAGUUCUAAAACAAGUAGAAAAAUCUAGUGUACAAGAUAAGAAACAUGAUAUAGUACCGACUUUGCGAGAAAAGACCAUAUUGAAAUCAACAGUUUCACCUUGUUCACUCAAUGUUCGAACAAAUCUACCAAUGAAAGAAAACAUUACUUAUAAAAUCAGCAAUGGGAAUGGAUGUUUGAGUGAUAAGAGUGAUCUAAGCUCUUUGGAGGAGAGUAAAUUACCGACGCAAUUAGUUCGGCUACAAAAAGGUGUCAGUUCCGGAGUGGGCCUCAUUUUAGCCGGCGGCAUUGACUGCGAAGCGAAAGAUGUCACGGUACACAGAGUUUUAGCAGACAGCGUGGCAGCGAAAGCUGGAUUAAAAAGAGGAGCGAAGAUUCGCAGCAUUAACAACUGUAGUAUGGUGGGCUUGACCCACGCGCAAACUGUUGCUAUCCUAAAGGAACAACGUGCGGAGGUUGUGAUUGAAAUUGAGAACGAUAUCCAAGAUAACACGAGUAGCGUAACAUGCGGCUCUGACAAUGCGGAGUCGAAGGCUCGUUAUGAGGGCGAGACGGAGAGCGCAGAGCGAGGGUCCGUGGUGACCGUGCUGCUGGACAAGGCCGGCGGCGGCGCCGGGCUCGGCUUCGGCCUCGACGGCGGCCGGGACUCGCCGCAAGGCGACCGCCCAUUAACAGUCAAGAAACUUUUUGCAGGCGGAGCGGCAGCACAAAGUGGACGUAUUCUAGUCGGUGCUGAACUUCUUUCAGCUGGAGGAAUGUCGAUGGAGGGAUUCACGCGUACUCAGGCCUGGGCAGCGCUCAAGGCGCUUCCAGCCGGUCCCGUCACUUUGGUGUUGAGAAACCCCGUAGGGAAAUAACCUACAUUUACUUAAACGCCUGAUUAGGCGAAUACGUAAGAAAAUGAGACUUGUGUGGCCUAUUUAAAUUCAUUAUUGGAGUAUUUUGCUGAAAAUAGGCAGUGCGGGGAAAUUGGAAGGCCUUGGGCUGAAUUAAUUAGGCGACGCUUGCGCGCGAGAUCCGGUUAGCACUCAGCCUAACGAGAGCCGUUUAUCUGAACGUUUACUGAACGGGAGAAUAAAAAGAUGCUAACUGACACCAUUCAAUUUAGCGAAGUGCGUCGGAUGCGAGGGCCCGGCCCGCUCCUUGUACAAACACAAUUUACUCCCUUCAUUUAGUCAGUAGAUUCGAUGUACAUAACGUUGUGCCAAUUUGUCCCUAAACUAAAUGGAAAGAUUACUUUUUAUCGUUUUAGGACCUCUUCGAAGACUGUUUCGUUAUUUUAAAAUAUUUAAACUUUAUUGGUUCAAGCUAAUAGGAAUGUAUUUGCUAGUCUAGACAGUGGAAUGGCAAGCGGAGAUGCUCAUUGCCUGCAUUUUGGCGCAGUACUUAAAGGUAUAAGUGUUUGCAGUUAUCCGAUCUUGUAGAGUGCCAUGUUUGGAUCUGAAAUUUACCUAAUCAUCAUCAGAAUGAUAUCCACUUACAGUAUGUAUAGUCUGGACAAAAAAUUGAGUCACUAAAAUAACUCACAUUCAGAUUUUGAAUUUCUCGCAUUUCUUUAGUGAGUUACGUACUUGUAUGGUUGAGCAGACUACAGAUAUGUAUUUAAUACUACUUUUUAAUAUAUUCUUUCUGGCCAAUCAUUAUUAAAAUUAAAGUUAAAUAUAACUACCUAAUAUAUACGUGUCCUUUCUAUGCCUCCUAUAUGUAUACUGUAUAUUUACUUAUUAUGACUUUAAAAGUCUUUGUUAGUAAUAUUCGUCCACUGAGUAGAUUUACUUUAAUACCUAGUAAAGAAAUCCUCCUCAACAUUUUUUACUAUAUUACCUAUUCUACAAUAUAUAGCGGUACUUGCCAUCGUUUAGGCUAUUUAAGUCUUACUUUACCACUAAUUUGUAGCAAUUAGUCUUAGAAUAUGUUGUACAUAACUAAGAACAUACUUAACUACUUGUUGUCAUUAGUAUUUUUCUAAAUAAAUAUUAUACAAUUUAUUCGCUAUUGUUCAUACUCCUAUCUCUGUUAGCCCUUCGUCUAUAUUGUUAAAGCCUAAAUUGCCUUAUUUAUUGAUUUGAUAAGCGUAAGGAAAAUAAUGUUGCAGACCGUUAAUUUAUAUUUGUACCUAAUUAUGUUAUUAUUUUCUUGUAAUGAUAAUAAUAAUAAACUACUUACUUUCGUC
Molecule: messenger RNA, 6403 nt
Organism: Cydia splendana
Lineage: Eukaryota; Metazoa; Arthropoda; Insecta; Lepidoptera; Tortricidae
Gene: bbg
Exons: 8
Coding region: 414-5087 (1557 amino acids)
Molecular function (GO): protein binding
Source: RefSeq, a predicted model, not a curated record